AUGGAGCUGGAGCACUUUGAUGAGCGGGACAAGGCACAGAGAUACACCCGAAGAGGCUCAAGAGGGAAUGGUCUCCCCAGUCCCACUCAUAGCGCUCACUGCAGCCUGUACAGAACCAGGACACUGCAAGCACUGAGCUCAGAAAAGAAGGCCAAGAAGAUUCGUUUCUACCGCAAUGGGGACCGCUACUUCAAAGGGAUUGUGUAUGCCAUUUCUCAGGAGAGAUUUAGGUCCAUUGAAGCACUCCUGGCUGACCUCACAAGAGCUCUGUCAGACAAUGUCAACUUGCCCCAAGGGGUCCGGACCAUAUAUACCAUUGAUGGGAUAACAAGGAUCACCAGCAUGGACCAGCUGGUGGAAGGAGAGAGCUAUGUUUGUGCAUCCAUAGAACCCUACAAGAAGCUGGAGUACACAAAGAAUGUAAAUCCCAACUGGUCAGUUGGUGCUCGGACUGCUGUGUCUGUCCGUGAUCCUUCUUCCCUUGGCAGUGCCAAGGCUGGAUCCCCAGAAACCAGAGAGAACAAGGACUUCAUUAGGCCCAAAUUGGUAACUAUUGUCCGCAGUGGAGUAAAGCCUCGCAAGGCCGUACGGAUCUUGCUCAACAAGAAGACUGCACACUCCUUUGAGCAAGUCAUGACUGACAUCACAGAUGCCAUUAAACUGGACUCUGGAGUCGUCAAAAGGCUAUAUACUGUUGAUGGAAAACCGGUCACCUGCCUUCAGGACUUUUUUGGGGAAGAUGAUAUAUUCUUCGCUUGUGGCCCGGAAAAGUUCCGCUAUCAAGAUGACUUCAACUUGGAUGAAACUGAAUGCAGGGUGGCAAAGUCUGCAUCUUAUGGUCGGCUCCCUACAGUGCACGGUCGCUCUUCCCCAAGAGGUGGCGGUAUGUCCCGCAGGAGCAAGUCUCCCUCAUCUACUGGUUCAGCUAAUGGCACUGCAGGCAGUCAGCUGUCCACACCUCGUUCUGGAAAGUCUCCAAGCCCCUCUCCAACCAGUCCAGCGAGCCUCCGAAGACGACAGGGAUCUCAACACAGUGGGUCUUCUCUCUCGUUAGCCUCUACCAAGGUAUGCAGCUCAAUGGAUGAAGGAGAUGGGCCCAGCACUGAGCCGACAGAUGAGUGCUCCGCAGUUCCUCCCUCUAUAGCAGAAAGGUACAAAGUGGGGAGGACUUUAGGGGACGGAAACUUUGCUGUGGUUCGAGAAUGUGUGGAGAGAUCCACUGGGAGAGAGUAUGCUCUCAAGAUCAUCAGCAAAGUCAAAUGCAGGGGAAAGGAGCACAUGAUACAGAGUGAAGUAUCCAUCCUUCGGCGUGUGAAACAUCCCAACAUCGUACUUUUAAUUGAGGAAAUGGACACCCAUAGUGAGCUUUAUCUUGUAAUGGAGCUGGUUAAGGGGGGUGAUCUCUUUGAUGCCAUUACCUCGUCCAACAAAUACACAGAGCGAGAUGCCAGCUGUAUGCUGUUCAACCUGGCGAGUGCUAUCAAGUACCUGCACAGUCUCAACAUCGUCCAUAGAGACAUAAAACCAGAAAAUUUGUUGGUGUAUGAGCACCAAGAUGGUAGUAAAUCUCUGAAGCUAGGUGACUUUGGCUUGGCUACCGUCGUCAACGGGCCCCUCUACACUGUGUGUGGGACACCCACCUAUGUAGCACCAGAGAUUGUUGCUGAAUCGGGAUAUGGUCUCAAGGUUGACAUUUGGGCAGCUGGUGUCAUCACUUACAUUCUGCUGUGUGGCUUCCCUCCCUUCCGUGGCAGUGGUGAAGACCAGGAGGCUCUCUUUGAACAGAUUCUAAAGGGCCAGCUGGAUUUCCCUGCACCAUUCUGGGACAAUGUGUCUGAGAGAGCCAAGGGUCUGAUCACUGGAAUGCUGCAAGUAGAAGCGGAACAAAGAUACACAGCUGUAAAGGUGCUUGAUCACCCCUGGGUCAAUGAUGAUGGAGGUUCAGAGAACGAGCAUCAGCUGCCUGUGGCUGGUAAAAUCAAGAAGCACUUCAACACCGGCCCUAAACUCAGCAGCACUACAGCAGGAGUGUCAGUUAUCACACUGGACCAGGACUUUACCAUCCAGAAGUCAGGGUCUUUGGACCACUGCCAGCAUCCAGGAUUGUACUGGAUAAGACCACGCCACUUGAUAAGGAGAAGCAAGUUUUCCGACGAAGACGCUACCAGGAUGUAA
Molecule: messenger RNA, 2175 nt
Organism: Stegastes partitus (bicolor damselfish)
Lineage: Eukaryota; Metazoa; Chordata; Actinopteri; Pomacentridae
Product: serine/threonine-protein kinase DCLK1-like
Exons: 16
Coding region: 1-2175 (724 amino acids)
Biological process (GO): intracellular signal transduction; protein phosphorylation
Molecular function (GO): protein kinase activity; ATP binding
Source: RefSeq, a predicted model, not a curated record